This is a messenger RNA of Pocillopora verrucosa, 1345 nucleotides long. Its product is annotated as DNA-directed RNA polymerase I subunit RPA49. Gene Ontology annotation, biological process: transcription elongation by RNA polymerase I; RNA polymerase I preinitiation complex assembly; DNA-templated transcription. Gene Ontology annotation, cellular component: RNA polymerase I complex. NCBI's taxonomy places the organism in Eukaryota, Metazoa, Cnidaria, Anthozoa, Scleractinia, Pocilloporidae. The record is from RefSeq and is a predicted model, not a curated record. Gene Ontology annotation, molecular function: DNA binding.
GAGUUAGAAUCAAAGAUGGCGGCUGCUACGUUGGAAUACGAAGCGAUCGAUGCUUCUUCGAAUGUGCAGCCCCUUGUUGUCAAUUUCACGAAUGGAAACUUAAAGCAAAACAGUGCGAGUAAAAGGAUACGAUUUGGUUGUUAUCAUUGGGCGGAUAGAGGAGAUAAAAGAAAAAGACAGAGGAAAACUGUGAUUGCAGAAACAGAUGGCAUGGAAUACACUGGUUGCAACUUUGGGCAAUUUUCAAGAUCAAGCGGUCUUUGCAAGUAUGUUCUUGGCGUUUACAAUGAAAGAACAGAAGUAAUGAAGAUGUAUGACACUGAAAUGGUCACACUUCAACCAAAAGUCCUGGAUGCCGGAAGUACUGAGACAAACCAAGGAGAGGAUGAAGAGGACAAUAAAAUUGAUCUUACUUUUCUCCAAAAGAAUGACCUCCUAACAGAAGCUUUUGGAAGUAAAAGAAAGAAAAGGGCAAUGGCUUCUCGACAGCGAAACAAAGUAGAUGACACUGAUCUGAAUUUAAAAGUUUCUGACGUUUUAGAGUCAUUAGCUAAGGAACCUGUAGAAGCAACAGAUGGUGUAGAGCAGCAAUCCACCAUUCCUCCAUAUAAUUUGAAGGCUACAACAGCAGCUGAUGUAUAUAAAUUAAAUGAUAUUAUUUCUCCUGGGGAGUAUGAAGCACUACAAAGAAUUUCACAGGAAAUCAAGAAUGCAGACAAAGAGAAAAUUUCCGAAUGGAGAAAUGAAAAGAGGUUCCCAGAAUAUGUACUUCAGCAUAUCGCUGUGAUGUCAGUCAAGUCUACCAAGCGACUUCAUCAAUCAUGUUGCCUUCUGUAUUUAUCAUACAUGAUGACACUGUACAGUCUCAACUAUCAGGACCUCAGGAAGAAAGAUCCUUUACCUAUGGUACCAGCUGGGAUUAAGAAGAAACUGUUAUCCUCAUUUUCUUUGGAAAAGGGAAGAUCUAGGGCGGUUCCAAAACGACUGAAGGACAAGUUAGUGUCGUAUAUAUUAGUGCUGGCUUUGAUGAUAGAUGAAUUUUCAUUAGACUUUGCAGUUAUCAUGAAAGACCUCAAGAUGCCCAUCCCAAGAUUAACAAAUCAUCUGAAAGCAGUUGGCUGUAUUAUAUCAUCAUCGAGAGUGGGGCCAGGAAAGAAAAAAAUGGAUGACGGUACCAGUAUUGUAAAUAAAACUGCUGUUCUCAAGGUUCCUCUCCCUCCUCAUUUCCCAUCAGGAAGACCUAUCAGUUUCACUAGCAAAUGAAGCCCAUAUUUGUCAACCUUUUCCCAUAUUAACAGAGUAUAAGAUGUACGAGUUAUGUGAAUAAAUUCGAAGAUUGAUAACA